Pimephales promelas (fathead minnow) is the source of this 3047-nucleotide messenger RNA. It is a transcript of the gene tm9sf2, whose product is annotated as transmembrane 9 superfamily member 2. Gene Ontology annotation, biological process: protein localization to membrane. The record is from RefSeq and is a predicted model, not a curated record. Gene Ontology annotation, cellular component: membrane. Lineage: Eukaryota; Metazoa; Chordata; Actinopteri; Cypriniformes; Leuciscidae.
UAACGGAUGACGUGUCUGAGGAGUCAGAUGCUGCUACGCAGGCAGCAGUUUUGCUAGCUCUUGUGCUUAGUAAUCACCAAUGUCUGGAUUUUGACACACAUAUCUACAUUUUACGCAUGUAAAUAUAUCUACUGAAUAUUUAACUUGGUCGGUCAAAGCAAAAUGGUCGUGUUCCACCAUGUCCGUGUUGUCUUAUUGGUGUUUUUUGUGUGCGGGUCGCUGCGGGACGCGUUGAGUUUCUAUCUUCCUGGUUUGGCCCCGGUCAGCUUCUGUGAAGACGCUAAUGAAAAAAACAUCGAUGUACCAGACUGCAAGUCGUCCAUUGAGCUGUUUGUGAACCGACUGGAUUCUGUGGAGUCUGUUUUGCCCUAUGAAUACACAGCGUUUGAUUUUUGUGCUGAUGAGGCAGAGAAGCGUCCAUCUGAGAACUUGGGUCAGGUGCUGUUUGGAGAAAGAAUUGAGCCGUCUCCAUAUAAGUUUUCCUUCAACAAAAAUUUAGAAUGCAAGACUGUCUGUGUUAAACCUUACAAAACAGACAAAUCGGAUGAUAAAGCCAAACUGGACUUCCUCAAAAAGGGAAUGCUCCUCAAUUACCAACAUCACUGGAUUGUUGAUAAUAUGCCAGUGACCUGGUGUUAUGAUGUGGAGGACAAUCAGAAGUUCUGUAAUCCUGGUUUCCCCAUUGGUUGCUAUGUCACGGAAUCGGGACGGGCCAAAGAUGCUUGUGUGGUCAAUGCUGACUUCAAUGACAAAGACACCUUCUACAUCUUCAACCAUGUGGACAUUACCAUCUUCUACCACAAGGUGGAAACCGAGGCUGCUGGUGCCAGACUGGUCGCUGCUAAAUUAGAGCCCAAAAGCUUUAAGCACACCAACCCAGACAAAGCAGACUGUACAGGACCUCCCAUGAGCCUGGGCAACAAGUUCACUGGAGAACUCAAAAUUCCCUACACAUACUCCGUCAAGUUUGUGGAGGAAAAACAUAUUCGCUGGGCCUCAAGAUGGGAUUAUAUUCUUGAGUCAAUGCCACACACCAACAUUCAGUGGUUCAGUAUCAUGAACUCUCUGGUCAUUGUGCUCUUCCUUUCGGGGAUGGUCGCUAUGAUCAUGCUCCGAACACUCCAUAAAGACAUCGCCCGCUACAACCAGAUGGACUCUGUGGAGGAUGCCCAGGAGGAAUUUGGCUGGAAACUUGUUCACGGAGAUGUCUUCAGGCCUCCCAGGAAAGGCAUGCUGCUGUCUGUGUUUCUAGGCUCUGGGACUCAAAUCUUCAUCAUGACAUUUGUUACUCUUUUUUUUGCCUGUUUGGGUUUCCUGUCACCUGCCAAUCGUGGAGCUCUGAUGACAUGUGCGGUGGUGCUGUGGGUACUGCUGGGUACUCCAGCUGGUUAUGUGGCUGCCCGCUACUACAAAUCCUUCGGUGGGGAGAAGUGGAAGACCAAUGUUCUGUUGACAGCAUUCCUCUGUCCAGGGGUGGUGUUUGCUGAUUUUUUCGUAAUGAAUCUGAUUUUGUGGGGUGAGGGUUCAUCAGCUGCCAUGCCAUUUGGCACUCUGGUAGCCAUCCUGGCUCUGUGGUUCUGUAUCUCUGUGCCCCUCACCUUUAUCGGAGCAUACUUCGGUUUCAAGAAAAGCGGUAUUGAACAUCCCGUAAGGACCAAUCAGAUCCCCAGACAGAUUCCAGAGCAGUCCUUCUACACUAAACCUCUUCCUGGCAUUGUCAUGGGUGGAAUCCUGCCAUUUGGCUGCAUCUUCAUCCAGCUGUUCUUCAUCCUUAACAGCAUCUGGUCUCAUCAGAUGUACUAUAUGUUUGGAUUUCUCUUCCUGGUCUUCAUCAUCCUGGUCAUCACCUGCUCUGAGGCCACCAUCCUCCUGUGCUACUUCCACCUGUGUGCUGAGGACUAUCACUGGCAGUGGCGUUCCUUCCUGACCAGCGGAUUCACAGCUGUAUAUUUUCUGGUCUAUGCCAUCCAUUACUUCUUCUCUAAGCUACAGAUCAGUGGACUCGCCAGCACUAUUCUUUACUUUGGCUACACCAUGAUCAUGGCGCUCAUCUUCUUCCUCUUUACAGGUACAAUUGGAUUCUUUGCCUGCUUUUGGUUUGUCACCAAGAUUUACAGUGUGGUCAAAGUGGAUUAAAUGAUAUCAAUCUCAGAUGAGACUGAACACUUCUCUGGCCAAUGUGAGAUCCCAGAAGAAGGGACCUGAGCGCUGUUUAACUUACUCUGUUGCCACGGCGACCCUGCUUUACACCAAUAACUUUAAAUCAACAAAUUCCAUUCACUUUGCUGUGUAUGUGUGCGUGUGCAUUAGUAGUGCAUAUUCGUUUUAAAGAAAUCGACACAUCUGCUUCUUUAGUUGGAACAGAAUACAGCAAACAUACACAUUGGCCAUUGCAUUUUGCUCAAGUAAUUACAAUUUCAAGUUGUCCCUUGUAAAUAUGACGUACCUCUCUUUUUUGAUAACAUUCAAAUGAAAGGGUAAUGCAUAAAUCACAGAGAAAACUAGCUCCAAUUACUGAAUCUUCAGUUUCAGAAGGAUGAUUUUGUAAAUAGCACGUUUUCCUUAUAUGCAUCAAAAAAGAAGCUAAAGGUUAAAAAACUGAAGGACUUUAUUCUUUGAGAGUUGAUUAAAGAGUGAGGCUGAGUGAAUUUUCUUUCAUCAUGUUGAUACUGUACAAUUACUGCUUGCAUAUACUUGUGGUGUAUAACCAGUGGGGGGAUGUCUAUUUAACUUUUUGUUUGGUCAUUUUUUUUCUCUUGGUUUGUUUAUGCCUCAAAACAUUGUGUGCCUCAAUAUCACAGAGGAAAAGCAAGACAUUGUGUUUUUGGAUAAGAACAGGUUUGUGAAAAUGUAAAGUGCCCCGUCCAUACAUGGGUGCUUGGUGUGAAAUAUUUUCCUUUGUAUAUAAGCACAGCAUUUAAACGUGUGUCCAUAAAACUACAUUAGCUUGGUUGGUCACUCAGUUUUGUUUUUUGUCUUCUCUGAUUUUGAGGUAAUGAGAUUACAAGAAAAACAAAAUAUUAGAAAUAAAACCUUGUCUCCAAAAA